Molecule: messenger RNA, 12317 nt
Organism: Miniopterus natalensis
Lineage: Eukaryota; Metazoa; Chordata; Mammalia; Chiroptera; Miniopteridae
Source: RefSeq, a predicted model, not a curated record
GUAUUGAUGUCUUAAAGAAAGAAGAUUUAGUCAAGUGUUUGGAUUUUAUUGAAAAUCAGCAAAGAUGGCCAAGUAUGGAGAAGAGGAGGGCAGGCCAGACGACGGGCAGAACGAGUUCAGUGACAUCAUCAAGUCCAGAUCUGAUGAACACAAUGACGUGCAGAAGAAAACUUUCACCAAAUGGAUAAAUGCUCGCUUUUCAAAGAGUGGAAAACCACCCAUCAGUGAUAUGUUCACAGACCUCAAAGAUGGAAGGAAACUGUUGGACCUUCUGGAAGGCCUCACAGGAACAUCGCUGCCUAAGGAACGUGGUUCCACGAGGGUGCAUGCUUUAAACAACGUCAACAGAGUGCUGCAGGUUCUACACCAGAACAAUGUGGAUUUAGUGAAUAUAGGAGGAACUGACAUUGUAGAUGGAAAUCACAAGCUGACGCUGGGGUUGCUUUGGAGCAUCAUUUUGCACUGGCAGGUAAAAGAUGUCAUGAAGGAUAUCAUGUCAGACUUGCAGCAGACAAACAGCGAGAAGAUCCUGCUGAGCUGGGUGCGCCAGUCCACCAGGCCGUACAGCCAGGUCAACGUGCUCAACUUCACCACCAGCUGGACAGAUGGGCUCGCCUUCAAUGCCCUGCUCCACCGACAUAAACCCGACCUCUUCAGCUGGGACAGAGUUGUCAAAAUGUCCCCCAUUGAGAGACUUGAACAUGCCUUCAGCAAGGCUCAGACGUAUUUGGGAAUUGAAAAGCUGUUAGAUCCUGAAGAUGUUGCUGUUCAGCUGCCUGACAAGAAGUCCAUCAUUAUGUAUUUAACAUCUUUGUUCGAGGUGCUCCCUCAGCAAGUCACCAUAGACGCCAUCCGGGAGGUGGAGACUCUGCCACGGAAAUACAAGAAGGAAUGCGAGGAGGGAGACGUGACUAUGCAGAGCUCAGCGCCAGAGGAGGAGCACGGGAGUCCCCGGGCUGAGACCCCCAGCACCGUCACCGAGGUGGACAUGGACCUGGACAGCUAUCAGACAGCCCUGGAGGACGUGCUGACCUGGCUGCUUUCUGCCGAGGACACGUUCCAGGAGCAGGAUGACAUCUCGGAGGAUGUGGAAGAAGUCAAGGAGCAGUUUGCCACCCACGAAGCUUUUAUGAUGGAGCUGACCGCACACCAGAGCAGUGUGGGGAGUGUCCUGCAGGCCGGAAACCAGCUGAUAACACAAGGAACUCUGUCAGAUGAAGAGGAGUUUGAAAUUCAGGAACAAAUGACCCUGCUGAAUGCCAGAUGGGAGGCACUUAGGGUGGAAAGUAUGGACAGACAGUCCCGGCUGCACGAUGUGCUGAUGGAACUGCAGAAGCAGCAGCUGCAGCAGCUCUCGGCCUGGCUAACGCUCACGGAAGAGCGCAUCCAGAAGAUGGAAACCUGCCCCCUGGACGGGGAUCUGCAGUCCCUCCAAAAGCUGCUGGAAGACCAUAAAAGUUUGCAAAAUGAUCUUGAGGUUGAACAGGUGAAGGUAAAUUCACUAACUCACAUGGUGGUAAUUGUUGAUGAAAACAGCGGUGAGAGUGCCACAGCUGUCCUAGAAGAUCAGUUACAGAAACUUGGUGAACGUUGGACAGCAGUGUGCCGAUGGACUGAAGAACGCUGGAACAGGUUACACGAAAUCAGUAUCUUGUGGCAGGAGUUAUUGGAAGAACAGUGCUUGCUGAAAGCUUGGCUAACCGAAAAAGAAGAAGCUUUAAAUAAAGUCCAGACGAGCAACUUCAGAGACCAAAAGGAACUAAGUGUCAGUGUUCGACGACUGGCUAUUUUGAAGGAAGACAUGGAAAUGAAGCGUCAAGCGUUGGACCAGCUGAGUGAGAUUGGCCAGGAUGUGGGUCAGUUACUUGAUAAUCCGAAGGCAUCUAAGAAGAUCAACAGUGACUCGGAGGAACUGACUCAGAGGUGGGAUUCUCUGGUGCAGAGACUAGAAGAUUCCUCCAACCAGGUGACUCAGGCCGUGGGAAAGCUGGGGAUGUCGCAGAUUCCUCAGAAGGACCUUCUGGAGACUGUUCACAUCCGAGAACAAGUAUCCACCAAACGGUCUAAGCAGGAGCUGCCUCCUCCCCCGCCUCCAAAGAAGAGGCAGGUCCCCGUGGACACGGACACUAGGAAAAAGUUUGAUGCCCUGAGUGCAGAGCUGUUGGACUGGAUUUUGAAAUCAAAGACUGCCAUUCUGGCCACAGAGAUAAAAGAAUAUAAGAAGAUGCAAGAGACUUCAGAAAUGAAAAAGAAGCUGAAGGGACUAGAAAAAGAACAGAUAGAAAGAAGACCCAGACUGGAUGAAUUAAACCAAACUGGACAAAUCCUUUCGGAGCAAAUGAGAAAAGAAGGUCUUCCGACUGAAGAUAUAAAACAUACCCUGGAGAAGGUACUAUCAGAAUGGAAGAAUGCGUCUCAGCAUUUGGAAGAUCUGGCGAGAAAGAUUCAGCUCCAGGAAGAUAUAAACACGUACUUUAAACAACUCGAUGAGCUUGAAAAGACCGUAAAGGCAAAGGAGGAGUGGGUACAACAUGCCCCCUCAUCAGCAUCUCCCCAGCAGUCCUUGCCGAGCGUCAAGCGGGAACUGACGAAUCUCCUUGGCCUCCACCCCAAAAUUGAAACGGUGCGUGCCAGCUGUGCAGCCCUGAAGUCUAGGCCUUCUGCCCCAGAUUUUGUGCAGCAGGCCUUCGAUCGCUUUCUGGGCCACUACCAGUCUGUGCAGCAGGAUUUAGAGGAUCAGCAGCAGCAGCUAGAGAAUGAAAUGAAGAGCCAACCUGGACACGCAUAUUUGGAAAUGUUGAAAACACUGAAAGAUACGCUAAAUGAUUCAGAAAGUAAGGCCCAGACGUCGUUGGAUGUCUUGAAUGAUCUUGCAGAGGUGGAAAAGGCCCUGCAAGAAAAAAAGGCCCUUGAUGAACUCCUUGAGAAUCAAAAACCUACAUUAUUUAAACUUGCAGAAGAAACAAAGGCUUUGGAGAAAAACGUUUCUCCAGAUAUAGAAAAAAUGUAUAAUCGAGAAUUGAGUGAUGUUGAAGGAAAGUGGAACAAAGUAAAGGUCAAGGUUUCCAAAGAUCUGCAUUUGCUUGAAGAACUUACGCCCAAACUAAGAACUUUCGAGGCUGAUUCGAAAGUCAUUGAGAAGUGGAUGGAUGGUGUGAAAGACUUCUUAAUGGAAGAGCAGGCUGUCCAGGGAGAUGCCGAAGGGCUACAAAGGCAGCUUGACCAGUGCUCGGCUUUUGUUAAUGAAAUAGAAACAAUUGAGUCAUCGCUGAAAGACAUGAAGGAAGUAGAGACUAACCUUCGAAGUUGUCCAGUUGCUGGAAUCAAAACCUGGGUGCAGACAAAACUAGCUGACUAUCAACCCCAACUGGAGAAGUUCAGCAGGGAGAUUGCUAUUCAGAAAAAUAGGUUGUCCGAAAGUCAGGAAAAAGUGGUGAACUUGAAGAAAGACUUGGCGGAGAUGCAGGAAUGGAUGACUCAGGCGGAAGAAGAGUACCUGGAGAGGGAUUUUGAAUACAAGUCACCAGAAGAACUUGAGAGUGCUGUGGAAGAAAUGAAGAGGGCAAAAGAGGAUGUGCUGCAGAAGGAGGUGAGAGUGAAGAUCCUGAAGGACAACAUCAAGUUACUGGCUGCUCGGGGGCCCUCUGGUGGCCAGGAAUUGACGUCGGAGCUGAACGUGGUGCUGGAGAACUACCAGCUUCUUUGCAACAGAAUUCGAGGAAAGUGCCACACGCUAGAGGAGGUGUGGUCCUGCUGGAUGGAGCUGCUGCACUACCUGGACCUGGAGACGGCCUGGCUGAGCAGCCUGCAGGAGCGCGCCAUCCCUGUCCAGUCCCUAGAAUCUGUUUUGCGACAUCCAGCGGAUAAUCGCACCCAGAUUCGGGAACUUGGCCAGACUCUGAUUGAUGGUGGGAUCCUCGAUGACAUAAUCAGUGAGAAACUGGAGGCCUUCAACAGUCGAUAUGAAGAACUGAGUCACCUGGCAGAGAGCAAGCAGAUUUCGUUGGAAAAGCAGCUCCAGGUCCUGCAGGAAACUGAUCACAUGCUGCAGGUUUUGCAGGAGAGCUUAGGGGAGCUGGACAAGCAGCUCACGACGUACCUGACCGACAGGAUAGAUGCCUUCCAGGUUCCGCAGGAAGCUCAGAGAAUCCAAGCAGAGAUCUCUGCCCAUGAGCUGACGCUAGAGGAGUUGAGAAGAAACACUCGUUCUCAGCCUCCGACCUCCCCAGAAGGCAGGACUGCUAAGGGAGGAAGUCAGAUGGAUGUCCUGCAGAGGAAGCUUCGAGAGGUGUCCACUAAGUUCCAGCUUUUCCAGAAGCCCGCGAACUUCGAACAGCGCAUGCUCGACUGCAAGCGCGUGCUGGACGGAGUGAAAGCAGAGCUGCAUGUUUUGACCGUGAAGGAUGUGGACCCUGAUGUCAUCCAGACCCACCUGGACAAGUGUAUGAAACUCUAUAAAACUCUAAGUGAAGUCAAGCUUGAAGUGGAGACUGUAAUCAAAACUGGAAGGCACAUUGUUCAGAAGCAGCAGACUGACAACCCCAAGGGGAUGGAUGAGCAGCUGACAUCUCUGAAGGUGCUCUACAAUGACCUGGGUGCCCAGGUCACAGAGGGAAAACAGGAUCUGGAAAGAGCUUCACAUCUGGCCCGGAAAAUGAGGAAAGAGGCGGCUUCUCUCUCGGAAUGGCUCUCGGUGACUGAAGCGGAACUGGUGCAGAAAUCCACCUCCGAAGGUUUGCUCGGUGACUUGGACGCAGAGAUUUCCUGGGCUAAGAAUAUUCUGAAGGACCUGGAAAAGAGAAAAGCUGAUUUAAAUUCCAUCACAGAGAGCAGUGCUGCCCUCCAGAACUUGAUCGAGGGCAGCGAGCCUGUUUUAGAAGAGAGGCUCUGUGUCCUCAACGCCGGGUGGAGCCGAGUACGCACCUGGACCGAGGAUUGGUGCAACACCUUAAUGAGCCAUCAGAACCAGUUGGAAAUAUUUGAUGGAAAUGUUGCUCACAUAAGUACCUGGCUUUAUCAAGCUGAAGCUCUGUUGGAUGAGAUUGAAAAAAAACCAGCAAGUAAACAGGAAGAAGUUGUGAAGCGUUUACUGUCUGAGCUGGAUGAUGCCCGACUCCAAGUUGAGAAUGUCCGCGAUCAAGCUGUCGUUUUGGUGAAUGCGCGUGGAGGCUCAAGCAGGGAGCUUGUGGAACCAAAAUUAGCAGAACUGAAUAGAAACUUUGAAAAGGUGUCCCAACACAUCAAAAGUGCCAACUUGCUAAUUGGCCAGGAACCAUUAUCAUACCAACAUCUGGUCACCACUGAAGCAUUCGAAGCUGAUGUGCCUUUCUCUGACUUGGAAAAACUGGAAAAUGACAUAGAAAAUAUGUUAAAAGUUGUGGAAAAACACUUGGAAUCCAGUAAUGAAGAUGAAAAGGUGGAUGAGGAAAGGGCCCAGAUUGAGGAAGUUCUACAAAGAGGAGAACAAAUGUUACAUCAUCCUACGGAGGAUAGUAAAAAGGAAAAGAUCCGCCUGCAGUUACUGCUUUUGCACACAAGAUACAACAAAACUAAGGCAAUCCCUAUUCAACAGAGGAGAACAGGCCAACUAACUUCGGGAAUUAAAUCAUCACCGCUCCCUGCAGAGUAUUUGGUUGAAAUUAAUAAGGUUUUACUUUCCAUGGAUGAUGCUGAAUUAUCACUUAAUAUUCCGGAGCUCAGCACUGCUGUGUAUGAAGACUUCUCUUUUCAGGAAGAUGCUCUGAAGAAUACCAAAGACCAGUUGGACAGACUGGGAGAGCAGAUCGCAGUCAUUCAUGAAAAACAACCAGAUGUUAUCCUUGAAGCUUCUGGACCUGAAGCCAUUCAGAUCCGGGAUACACUUACUCAACUGAAUGCAAAAUGGGACAGAAUUAAUAGGAUGUACAAUGAUCGUAAAGGUCAUUUUGACAGGACGGUGGAAGAGUGGAGACAAUUCCAUUGUGACCUUAAUGACCUCACCCAGUGGAUAACGGAAGCUGAAGAGUUACUGGCGGAUUCCUUGGCUCCAGAUGGUGGCCUGGACUUAGAGAAAGCCAGGAUACACCAGCAGGAACUCGAAGAGGGGAUCAGCAGCCACCAGCCCAGUUUUGCAGCAUUAAACAGAACUGGGGACGGGAUUGUCCAGAAACUCUCCCCCACAGAUGGAAGCUUCUUCAAAACCAAGCUGGCAGGCCUAAACCAGCGCUGGAGUGCGAUCCUUGCAGAAGUGAAGGAUCGGCGGCCAAGGCUAAAAGGAGAAAGUAAGCAGGUGAUGGAAUAUAGAAAGAGACUAGAUGAGAUUAUCUGCUGGUUAACAAAGGCCGAGAAUGCUGUGCAGAAGAGAUCAGCCACUGAGCUGGAAGAAAACCUGAAAGAAUUAACAGACUUAAGCCAGGAGAUGGACGUACAAGCUGAGAAGCUCAAAUGGCUGAAUCGAGCUGAACUGGAAAUGCUUUCAGAUAAAAGUCUGAGUUUACAUGAAAGAGAGAAGACUUCAGAAAGCUUAAGAACUGUAAAUUCGACAUGGAAUAAGGUGUGCAGAGAAGUGCCCAGCGCACUGAAGGAGUGCGCCCAGGAGCCCUGUUCUGUUUCUCAGUCCAGAGUCGCUGCUCAUCCCAGUGUCCUAAAGGUGGUGCUAGCAUCCUCCGCUUCAGACCUGCCUGCUCAGCCUCCUCGGGCUUCGGAAAUUUCAGUCCCUGCAGAUCUGGAUAGAACCAUCACCGAGCUAGCCGACUGGCUGGUGCUGAUCGACCAGAUGCUGAAGUCCAACAUCGUCACUGUCGGGGAUGUAGAGGAGAUCAAUAAGACGGUCUCCAGAAUGAAAAUCACAAAGGCUGACUUGGAACAGCGCCACCCUCAGCUUGAUUAUGUUUUUACUCUGGCUCAGAAUUUGAAAAAUAAAGCUUCCAGUUCAGAUGUGAGAACAGCAAUCACAGAAAAAUUGGAAAAGGUCAAGACCCAGUGGGACGGCACUCAGCAUGGCGUCGAGCUGCGUCAGCGGCAGCUGGAGGACAUGGUGAUCGACAGCCUGCAGUGGGAUGACCACAGGGAGGAGACCGAAGAGCUUAUGAGAAAAUACGAGGCUCGCUUCUAUAUUCUUCAGCAAGCCCGAAAGGAUCCGCUGAUCAAGCAAAUUUCUGAUAAUCAAACGCUGCUUCAGGAGCUGGGGCCUGGCGAUGGCGCCGUGAUGGCGUUCGACAGUGUGCUGCAGAAGCUCCUGGAGGACUAUGGCAGCGACGACACAAGGAACGUCAAGGAGACCACCGAGUACCUGAAAGCGUCCUGGGCCAGCCUCAGACAAAGCAUUGCUGACAGACAGAGCGCCUUGGAGGCUGAGCUGAGGACAGUGCAGGCCUCUCGCAGGGACCUGGAGAACUUCCUGAAGUGGCUACAAGAAGCAGAAACCACAGUGAAUGUGCUCGCGGAUGCCUCUCAGCGCGAGAAUGCUCUUCAGGACACUGUCUUGGCCAAGGAACUCACACAGCAGAUGCAGGACAUCCAGGCAGAAAUUGAUGCCCACAAUGACAUAUUUAAAAGUAUUGAUGGAAACAGGCAGAAGAUGGUAAAAGCUCUGGGAAAUUCUGAAGAGGCUACUAUGCUUCAGCAUCGACUCGAUGAUAUGAACCAAAGAUGGAACGACUUGAAAGCAAAAUCUGCUAGCAUCAGGGCCCAUCUGGAGGCCAGUGCUGAGAAGUGGAACAGGUUGCUGAUGUCCUUGGAAGAGCUGAUCAAGUGGCUGAAUGUGAAAGAUGAAGAGAUCAAAAACCAAAUGCCUAUUGGGGGGGAUGUUCCGGCCUUACAGCUCCAGUACGAUCAUUGUAAAGCACUGAGACGUGAGUUAAAGGAGAAAGAGUGCUCCGUCCUGAACGCCAUAGACCAAGCUCGAGUUUUCCUGGCUGAUCAGCCCAUCGAGGCCCCUGAAGAGCCAAGAAGAAACCUGCAGUCGAAAGCAGAAUUGACUCCCGAGGAGAGAGCCCAAAAGAUUGCCAAAGCCAUGCGCAAACAGUCUUCAGAAGUUAAAGAGAAGUGGGAAAGUCUAAAUGCUGUUACUAGUAACUGGCAGAAGCAAGUGGACAAGGCGUUGGAGAAGCUCAGAGACCUGCAGGGAGCCAUGGAUGACCUGGAUGCUGACAUGAAGGAGGCGGAGGCCGUGAGGAAUGGCUGGAAGCCCGUGGGCGACUUACUCAUCGACUCCCUGCAGGACCACAUUGAAAAAACCAUGGCAUUUAGAGAAGAAAUUGCGCCGAUCAACUUAAAAGUUAAAACCGUGAAUGAUUUAUCGAGCCAGCUGUCUCCGCUUGACCUGCACCCAUCCCUGAAGAUGUCUCGCCAGCUAGAUGACCUCAAUAUGCGCUGGAAGCUUUUGCAGGUUUCUGUGGACGAUCGCCUUAAGCAGCUUCAGGAAGCCCAUAGAGAUUUUGGACCCUCCUCUCAGCAUUUUCUCUCGACUUCAGUCCAGCUGCCGUGGCAAAGAUCCAUUUCACAUAAUAAAGUGCCCUAUUACAUCAACCAUCAGACACAGACAACCUGUUGGGAUCAUCCUAAAAUGACCGAACUCUUUCAAUCCCUUGCUGACCUGAAUAAUGUACGUUUCUCGGCCUACCGUACGGCCAUCAAAAUCCGAAGACUACAGAAAGCACUGUGUUUGGACCUCUUAGAGUUGAAUACAACCAAUGAAGUUUUCAAACAGCACAAGCUGAACCAAAAUGAUCAGCUCCUCAGUGUCCCAGAUGUCAUCAACUGUCUGACAACCACGUACGACGGCCUUGAACAAAUGCAUAAGGACCUGGUCAAUGUCCCGCUCUGUGUGGAUAUGUGUCUCAACUGGCUGCUCAAUGUUUAUGACACGGGUCGGACUGGAAAAAUCAGAGUGCAGAGUCUGAAGAUUGGAUUGAUGUCUCUCUCUAAAGGCCUCUUAGAAGAAAAAUACAGAUAUCUCUUUAAGGAAGUGGCAGGACCAACAGAAAUGUGUGACCAGAGGCAGCUUGGCCUCUUACUCCACGAUGCCAUCCAGAUCCCCCGGCAGCUGGGAGAAGUAGCAGCUUUUGGAGGCAGUAACAUUGAACCCAGUGUUCGCAGCUGCUUCCAACAGAAUAACAACAAGCCAGAGAUAAGUGUGAAGGAGUUUAUAGACUGGAUGCGCCUGGAACCACAGUCCAUGGUUUGGCUGCCAGUGUUACACCGAGUGGCAGCAGCAGAGACUGCAAAACAUCAGGCCAAAUGCAACAUCUGUAAAGAAUGUCCGAUUGUUGGAUUCCGGUACAGAAGCCUGAAGCAUUUUAACUAUGAUGUCUGCCAGAGCUGCUUUUUUUCAGGUCGAACAGCAAAAGGUCACAAAUUACAUUAUCCGAUGGUGGAAUAUUGUAUACCUACAACAUCUGGGGAAGAUGUGCGGGACUUCACCAAGGUGCUGAAGAAUAAAUUCAGAUCAAAGAAAUACUUUGCCAAACACCCUCGGCUUGGCUACCUGCCUGUUCAGACGGUUCUCGAGGGUGACAACUUAGAGACUCCUAUCACACUCAUCAGUAUGUGGCCAGAGCAUUAUGACCCCUCACAGUCUCCUCAGCUGUUUCAUGACGAUACCCAUUCAAGAAUAGAACAGUAUGCCACACGACUGGCCCAAAUGGAAAGGACCAAUGGGUCUUUCCUCACUGAUAGCAGCUCUACCACAGGAAGUGUGGAGGACGAGCAUGCCCUCAUCCAGCAGUACUGCCAGACCCUCGGAGGGGAGUCCCCGGUGAGCCAGCCGCAGAGUCCAGCUCAGAUCCUGAAGUCGGUAGAAAGGGAAGAACGUGGAGAACUGGAGCGGAUCAUCGCUGACUUGGAGGAAGAACAAAGAAAUUUGCAGGUGGAAUAUGAGCAGCUAAAGGAGCAGCACCUGAGAAGGGGGCUGCCUGUCGGCUCACCUCCAGACUCUAUCGUUUCUCCUCAUCACACAUCUGAAGAUUCAGAACUUAUAGCCGAAGCAAAGCUCCUCAGGCAGCACAAAGGUCGGCUGGAGGCUAGGAUGCAGAUUUUGGAAGAUCACAAUAAGCAGUUGGAGUCUCAGCUCCACCGACUUCGACAGCUGCUGGAGCAGCCUGAACCUGAUCCCCGGAUCAAUGGUGUCUCCCCUUGGGCUUCCCCUCAGCGACCUGCACUGAGCCACUCGCUCGAUCCGGACGCCGGCCCACAGUUCCACCAAGCAGCGGAAGACCUGUUGGCCCCGCCUCAUGACACCAGCACGGACCUCACAGAGGUGAUGGAGCAGAUCAACAGUUCAUUUCCAUCCUGCUGCCCAAACGUCCCCAGCAGGCCACAGGCAAUGUGAAGCAUUCAUCAGCCAACAAACAUUUCCUGACCUUCAGUGUUGCCCUUUCCAGCAAAUGCCAGUUUCCAAGCUCCAUUUCAUCAGAAGCCCCAUGGCUCCCUGAAACAGGCCGUUGAGCACCGAGCACGAGUCCUACUGAAGGGGGGAAACACUGACUAUCCAAAGAGAGAAGGAUACUUUGUUUUAUAAUAAUCAUUUAGUAUUGUUUUCUCCUUCCCUUUCUAUGCAACUGUAAAUUAAUGAACAGAGCGGUGUUGGGGAUCGGUGGUGCAUUUGUCACAGAUUUGUAUACUGUACACAGCAUCGGGAAGGUGGGUGGGGACUUUCUAACGUGACACCUUUUUAAUAACCGUGAUGAAAAUUGCAGAAGAACUAGAAGACAGUUUUACAGUUUACAUUCCUUUAUAUUAACCUUGUACAAUAACUUCAUUUAUUUCUUCAGCUCUUUUACCAUUACGUUUUGGUUAUUUAUAAACUCAUCAGCCACAUGACCAAAUAGAUUUCCUAUAUUUGUUUUCAUGAUUUGGCCAAUUGAUAAGUUCAUAUAUUUCAGUCACUUAUAUCAUAUGUGUAUGGAUUAGGCCAUAGCGCUGUGUAUACUUUUUAACUUUAUUUGACACCAUACACUUACUUUUUUUUUUUUAGCAACCACUUGGAUAACCACAAUAAAAAUCCUGUGGGCCUAACUGGCAUUUCCGUUGGGAUUUUUUCCCCCCCUGCAUUUUAUUUCCCUGCUCUAUAGAAGUAGCUCGUGAUUUCUUUAUUUAUUUCACACCCCAGUUUAUAGGAUAGAGGAGACUUAAAGUAGGAUUAUAACAAUCUCACAGGUCAUUUUACCAAAGGUUGCCUAUUUAAGCAUAUUUUCAUUUUGGCACAGAAACGACACUUGGUACAACCUUUCCUAGUUCAAAGGCCUUGAUUUUCUUUGUUAAAUACACAGCAGGCCUUUACCCCAUUGUAAUGCUGGAUACAUUGUCGUCUUUGGUUCCCUUUGAAGAGCAUUUAUUGUUCUUCAUGUAUAUUUAAGCCCUUUAUAAUUCUUGAAACUCCCAGCUAUUUUCUUUGGAAAGCAGGCACAAAUUUAGUGCACGUCGCAUUGUCCCUUUGGGUGAAUAGCAGAUGUGCUGUCACCCCUUCUGUGAUCCGUGCACUUGGGGAUAAAGCCCAGGUCACUGCUUCUGCCGAAGAACGAAACUGAUGCUUGGGUGGUGGUGCCCUCCUAACUCCGAGUGCAUUCAACUGGGCAUUUGGUUCAGCUUCCAAUUUAGCACUUAAUUCAUUCAGUUUAGACAUGUUACGUAAUUACCAAAUGUAGAGAAACCAAAAAACAAAACAAAAAAAGAGUUAAAAUAACAUGUUUUGAUUCAAGCACAUGCGCUUUUAAGACAUCAGGACAUUUUAACUUUGGGCUCUCUUGAGCUGGGAUCUGGCCAGAAGGAGACUUAAAGUUAGAAAUUCCUAUUCUUUGUGAAAAUGGUGGGUGGGUUGGGGGGCAAGGGUGUCUAUUUGCAGCAUAGAUAUUUUGAGAAGAAGAUUGUUUUAUACAAGAGGAAAGCCAUGACCACCUUUCUACCUCAGACCCGUCUUCAUCCAUCGUGUCAGAAAUAGCUUUACGCCGCUACAGUCUGCAAAACCUAGAGCUUUUAUCAGGCCACAUGAUACCCACGAAAAGCAUCUAUUUAAAGAAAAAAAUUCCCUGAACUCUGAACUACACGUUGUCGAUUUGGUGUCUUCCUUGUUCUUUGAAAAGCUAUGUAUUAAUUUUUUCCUGCCUGUAAUUGUGUGCAACAUGUCUAUUCUAUCUGCUAUUAAGGAAAAGCUACAUAAAACACUACAUUGUAACCUUCUAAAUAAUAAUAAGUAAAGAGAAAUAUAUUGCAGUAACAGCAACAGGAAAUAAGUAUGUAGUUCUUUGGAAAUAUGUGGUCAAGAACUAACCAUAGACUAUCAUCUAAUGUGGUUACAUGUUGUAUUUUUCAUCCUGAAUAAAAGUAAUUUUAACACAAGA